ACGUCAUCUGAAACGGACCGAUAACAUGUCCGGUCUAAGGUAGAGCUAGCAAGGAAGCAAACUGUUAAAUAUUACUCACGAAGUUAAAAGGCGGAAAUGUUUUUACAUUCCGACACUCAGACAGCUGAGUGACACGGCUAAACUUACAGCUGAAGUAGAUAUUUUGCAGAGACUGCGAGACAUACAGAGGAAUGAGCGAUACUUAUCAAGGAAGUCGCUCAAUUUGCUAGCGAAAAAGUAGCUAGCUCAGCUGCUAUCCGUCGUUAGCGAGGGGAGUUCUUUGUUUUGUUUUUCAGGUGGAGGUUCGACUAAACAUGAAGAGAGACUAUUAGUGUUCAACUUUUACUUAGGAGUUUUAUACCUAUAAGCAUGUAAAGAGUGUUCACGGCGGUAGACAGCUGAACAGUAAACAAUUUCUGUUAUAACAAACUAAACAGCCGACGGGAGCAACUUUAGCAGCGAAGAUCUGAUUGUUGGCGUGGCUCAGGAACGGACACGACGAAAUGGGUAACUGUCUCAAGUCUCCCACAGCAGACGACAUUUCUCUGUUGCAUGAAUCCCAGUCAGACAGAGCAAGUUUCGGAGACGGGACAGACCCGGACCUGGAGCCGCCUCCGCCCUACCAGGAGCAGGCUCACAUGCCCAUGUACCAUCCCACACCCAGUCAGGCUCGUCUGGUCACCCAGCUGACAGAAGAGGAGCAGAUCCGCAUAGCUCAGCGUAUUGGCCUUAUCCAGCACCUCCCUAAGGGCGUUUAUGACGGAGGGCAAGACGGCUCAGAGAAAAAGAUCAGAGAAUGCGUGAUCUGUAUGCUGGACUUUGUUUAUGGGGACCCCAUCCGGUUCUUGCCGUGUAUGCACAUCUACCACAUGGACUGUAUAGACGACUGGCUCAUGAGAUCCUUCACCUGCCCCUCCUGCAUGGAGCCUGUGGAUGCUGCCCUGCUCUCCACCUACGAGACCAACUGAUUUACCACCACCCCACCUCUCCAAAAUUCAAUAUAUCACACACGACCCCUUCAGCUCCCAAAACCCAGCAGCUGCCCUCUCAUAGAGUGAGAGGAGCUGAAAAAAAGUGUUGGCUGUUGUCUUGCACUUUGAAAAUUUCAAAGUUCACUCACCUAAAGUUGGCCUUUCAUGCCCCUGGUCUGAUUCCAGAUUGAGCUGGUCUUAAAUAUCUGUUACACAAGUCUUUAAGAAAUGGGUGUCCCGGCGACCCUGCAUGAUUGUGUUUCUAUGUUUCUGUCAUGCUGAGGCACUCUCCAGCUUUGCCGCUAACAGCGAGCAUGUGGCAUUUGUAUGUGAAAGAGCUGUUUGGUGACUGCGUUUCCACUUGAGCAGGUCUCAGUGGCGUUCUCCACAUCAGUUGGCACCAGUUCACCUUCAUUCAUCAUUGAUCGUGACUUAAAUGUACAAUUUGGUUCACAAAUUAUUGAUUAAAAUGCUCGGAGGAUUUGCUAGAUAUGUGUUGGAUGAAAUUUGAGGUUUUCUGUGGCAACAGUAAACAAGGCCUUAUUGAUCUGUUAAACACAUUAAAAUAGCCCUGCUCUUUGGAGAUAUGGGAACACACAGCUGACAUUUACACUGUUGGUGUAGGGGAGAAACCAAACCUGUCGCUCUCCAGUUAAGCAGGAUUACAAAAGAAUACACUUUACAGAAAUCGCCCAAAGUGUAAGAGUAUACAAUGGUGUACUUUAUUUAUAUCAAUUAUACUUGAUAUGUGUCUUUAGCCAUUCCUUUAAAAAUAUUUUGAGGAGGGUGGAAAUUUUUUUUUUUUUUUUGGGUAAUGAUUGACCUGACGACAUAUUGACGCUUACAGCCAGUGUAAAGGGCUCAUUUGUGUAUGGGCAGGUGGAUCAGUCAGUCAGAAAUCAGAAGCGCUUGCACACACUUCAUCUGAUCCAGAGAUUUGCACUUUACUCCUAGGACAUUACGUGAAACCAUAUAUUAAUAUAUGUACCUUAUAACCUUGCACUAUCGAUACUUCAUUCCUUUAUCUCCUGAGAUGCAAAAUUUAUAUAGCUAAUAAAGAUGUUUUCAAAGCCGUCAGUAGUCACUUAUCACAUUGAAGUAAUCCUGAAGAUGCAUUUCAUGAAAGUGUGGAAAUCCACUUUGUUGUGCAAUUUCUGAUUGUUCUUUGAGGGAUUUUUGUGUACAUGAAGGGACAGAGGCUUGCUCAGUAAAGGAAUGGUUUGACAUUAAAGCUUCUUCAAAUUCUUGUUGAGAGUUGAUAAGAUUGAUUAAUUUCAUUAAAUAGAAGUUAUUGUGCUAAUUUUCAGUUCCAUGGUAUUGUUCUUGGGCUUUUCUGGAGUAGCUUUGCCUGAGGAACAUUUCAGGCCUUGCGGCAGCUCUUAGGUUUAUUAGACAAUCUUUGAUUGGCUGCCCCUCUAAGAGGAAAGUUUUUAACCACAUGUGGGGCUUGUGUGGCCGCAACUGGACCCGUCCACAUGACUAUAUCAAAAAUAUCUGCUCUCGCUGACUUUAUACAGAUCUAAGAAAAACAGUGUUUGAAACUGAGCCUCUAGCGCAGCCUGAAGCCUGACUCACAGGGUUAACAUUUACAUACUCUUUAUUUGAAGCUUUUCCCGUGUUUAAUAUGAGCACCACCAUUGUAAACAUAUAUCUAUGACAGGAAGUAAUGAAAAACUUCAUGGGUCCAUUUUAAAUACACUGAGAAACAGCUAUCCUGGCUCUCUCCAAAAUCCAAAUAUCUAUCCCCCUGCAGGGACAUGCUGUCCAGCAAGAAACUGCACCGGCAUGUUCACCAUCGUUUGUUUCCAUGUAAAGAUUAACAAGAUUUAAGUUUUUGUUCGGUGAUUGUCAUUGUGGUAUUGUGCUCUUUGAACAGAGCCAGAUGAGCUGUUCCCAGGCUUUAUGCUAAGCUAAUUGCAUUCCCUAAUCCAGCUUCAUCCCUAACACAGAGACAACCUUUGUCUCUAAGAAAAUAAUGUUGAACUAUUCCUUUAAUAAAGAGGCAUUGUCUGGCAUAGUUGUUUAAUUUUGAAUCUACACAAAUACAGUUUUCUGCACCAAUAUCGAUCACAUUUUUGUUUUGUUACACAUUUUUUUUCUGUUUUUCCUUUUUAUUUGUGGUGUUGUUCAGUGGUGGUGUUGGUGUCUCUUUCUAAUAUAUGUUGAAAACCCACUUUAUAUUGAAGUUAAGUAUCUAGCUGCUUGUUACACUGGUUUCAGUCUGACCGUGCAAACCUCUGUCCCAGCUGAAUUUUCAGUGUGAGAGAGUUAAAACUGAGAUCACGUUUUUCACUGAGCUUUCCCUUGCUGUGUUUUUCAUGAAUAUUUCCUUAUAAUCUUUUUUUCCUCCUUUCUUUUUUUUGGAUGGCUAACAAGCCCUUGUGUAAAUAAAAUAAUAAUAAAAAGUGAAAAAUGAUAUGUGGUUUUGUGUAAUUAAUAUAGAAAUGGCCUCUAACUUAACCGUCUUU
Archocentrus centrarchus (flier cichlid) is the source of this 3439-nucleotide messenger RNA. Its product is annotated as RING finger protein 11-like. Gene Ontology annotation, biological process: ubiquitin-dependent protein catabolic process. Gene Ontology annotation, molecular function: ubiquitin protein ligase activity. Bases 504 to 968 code for a protein of 154 amino acids. The transcript is spliced from 3 exons. The record is from RefSeq and is a predicted model, not a curated record. Gene Ontology annotation, cellular component: ubiquitin ligase complex. Lineage: Eukaryota; Metazoa; Chordata; Actinopteri; Cichliformes; Cichlidae.